Molecule: messenger RNA, 2103 nt
Organism: Chenopodium quinoa (quinoa)
Lineage: Eukaryota; Viridiplantae; Streptophyta; Magnoliopsida; Caryophyllales; Amaranthaceae
Product: fluoride export protein 1-like
Exons: 7
Coding region: 217-1836 (539 amino acids)
Biological process (GO): fluoride transmembrane transport
Cellular component (GO): membrane
Molecular function (GO): fluoride transmembrane transporter activity
Source: RefSeq, a predicted model, not a curated record
AUGUGGGUUGGCAAAAAUCCCAUAUGAGACCUCAUGCCUCACGGGGUUGGCUGGGUUGGUGUUGGAGCAGGACUCUCUCUCUCUCUACCUCGUUGGAUUCCUGUUUGUUGAAUUUUCUCUGUCAUCAACACAACAUUACCUUGUUCCUCUUCUGUGACGGAGCGUAUACAUUCAGCUUCAAGACUCGCAAUUCAAUGUGAAGCUGUCUACGGACCAAUGGCUGCCGUUGAAUCUGACCAGAUCAGUGCAAAACAUGUAACUACCGAUUCACAAGCAACGCAUAGUGCUUCUCUGGGACGAACUGACAGUUCCAGUUCAUCGGUUGGAGGCCUUUCUUUUAGUCUGCCUGCUGUAUUUAACUCACAUUCAAAUGAUAAUCUUUCUCCAGCAGAACUUGGAGACCAGGCACUUGAUGUUAACAGACAUCAGUUGGCUGGUGGUCUCCUAUUGUCUGUUGAAAAUGCUGCAGAAAAUGGACCUGGAAAUCAGCUGACACAUGGUGACUCAAUAGCUCAAGCAAGCAGCAGUGGUGCCUCACUGCGAAGAGUAUUUAGCCUGUCAGGUGCUUCUCGCCCUUAUCUGGACGAGGAUGUAGAAAACGAAUCUGUUUCAUUGGCUGGGGAUAUUGGAGAUAGGAUAGUUAGCAGAAGAGGAAGUCAGAGGCAGAGCGUCCAAUCAUCCAUGGAACAAGGGAUCGCUUUUCCAAAUGCAGAAGAAUUACUGGAUUCAUAUGGCUUUUGGUCUCAUGAUCACACCACAAACACCAUAUCUCCAGUGUCACCACUGGUGUCUGAAAUCAUAACUCCACCCUCCACAAGUGCUCUCUUGCACAAUAAACAAGAGGAGAAGAAGGAGCUGCCACCAUUUUUUGAAUAUUGUGCCUACCUCAUACAUUUGUCUGUCUUUGGAAUUCUUGGGGUCCUUACCAGGUUUCUACUGCAGAAACUGUUUGGCUCUAGUGUUAUAGGUGUGACGAGUGACAAGAGCAUCCUAUAUCUUGAUCUUCCAUCUAACAUGGUGGGUUCAUUUUUAAUGGGAUGGUUGGGUGUAGUAUUCAAAGGCAAGAUAUCACACAUGUCAGAUCACCUUGCAGUUGGACUUUCCACUGGUUAUCUUGGAAGCCUUACCACCUUCAGUGGUUGGAAUCAGAAAAUGCUCGAUCUUAGCGUCAAUGGGCAUUGGGUAUUCGCUGUACUGGGGUUUCUCGUAGGGUUGUUUCUUGCUGCUUAUUCUAUUAUUAUUGGAAUCGAGACAGCUAAGGGUUUUAGGUGGCUUCUUGAAAGGACUGGAAAUAGUUCAAGCUUCAGUAAGUUGAGGGUGAAUAACUUUAAGAGUCACUUGAUAGUACUAACAAUAUUGAUGUUGGUGUGGGUUGGUUUGUGGACCACAAGUGGGAUCUUGGAGAACAAAGAAUUUAAAAAUGGCGGCAGUGGUGCUCAACUUUGGUUGGGAUGCCUAGUUGGUCCUUUCGGGGUUUGGUUGAGGUGGUGGCUUGCUCGAUUCAAUGGACGUGGAUUGGGGAAAGCAGGAAGGUGGAAAUGGAUCCCAUUUGGGACAUUGGCUGCUAAUGUGUCCGCAGCAUGCGUGAUGGCAGCUCUUGCUACUGUGAAAAAAGCGGUCAAUACAAAGGAUUGUGACACGGUUUCCUCAGGGAUACAAUUUGGCCUCUUGGGAUGCCUAAGUACUGUCUCCACAUUCAUGGCCGAAUAUAAUGCAAUGAGAGAGAGCAGUCAUCCUUGGAGGGCAUACGUAUAUGCAUUGAUCACCCUCCUGAUAUCAUUUGGCUUGGGAACCUUGAUAUACUCAGUACCUGUGUGGACAUUGGGGUACAAUUAGAGCCUGAGUUUAUUUAUUUUUUUAGUAUCUUUAAAAUUUAAGUUCAUCACGAAAAUACACAAUACUCAGUGCUAGUUUCAUGUUGAUUAGGCAAGUUUCAUUUUUUGUAAUAGUUGAAUUUUUUGUAAUACCAUGGAAGUGUAUAUAUAGUUAGAUACAAAAUAAUACAUCAGAACUCUGAUUAUCAGUUAUCAGUGUCUUCUGUAUAUGAGAUCAAGACACAGAACAUGUUCUGAUGUAUUAAAAUUGACAAAAAAAAUUUGCUUU